AUGUACCGCUACAUUGGACUGCUGUUUUACAUGGCUAUGGUGAAGAUGAGCUCCAUCAGUGACUACUGGCGGCAGAGCAGUCUUUUCUCUGUGCCUUUUCCUGCUACAAUCAUGUCAAGAGACAGAUACUGCACCAUUUCAUGGAAUGUGCACAUGAGCCACCCAGAUGAAGACAAGGAGAAUGACAGAAAGAGGGGAACAGCUGAUAAUGACAGUCUUUUCAGGGUCAAACCACUCAUGGACACAAUCCGCCAUGCUUGUAAAGCAAUCUACCAUCCUAAACGGAACUUGACUGUGGAUGAAAGAAUGGUGGCAUGUAAAGCAAACACUGGAAUGAGACAAUACAUGAAAGCCAAGCCAACCAAGUGGGGCUUCAAGUUGUUUGUCCUUGCUGAUUCAUCAAAUGGAUACACUGUGGACUUUUCUGUGUACACAGGAAAGAACAACUUUCCCACAGGGCAUGGACUAUCAUAUGAUGCGGUGACAUCUCUUCUGGACUGUAAAGUUUUAGGCUCUGGGUACCAUCUGUACAUGGACAAUUUCUACACAAGUCCUAAGCUCCUGACAGACAUGUUUGCCAUGAAGUUUGGUGCCUGUGGGACAUACAGAGACAACAGGAAGGACUGCCCUCGUAAUGCAGCUAAUUCACUCUCUAAAAAAUCUGCCAGAGGAUCCAUCAGGUGGAUUCGGGAUGGAGCUCUUGUAUUUGUCAAGUGGAUGGACACACGAGAGGUAUCUGUCUGUUCUACCAUCCAUGCUGCUUAUAGUGGAGACACUGUGCAGAGGAGGGUGAAAUCACAAGGUACAUGGAGGACAAAGACAUUUCCGUGUCCUGCACCUGUGACUGCAUACAACAAACACAUGGGGGGUGUCGACCUGUCUGAUCAGCUGAUACAACACUACACAACACAACACAAAACAAUGAAGUGGUACAGAAAGAUCUUUCUACACUUCCUGGACAUUGCUGCCACAAACGCUUUCAUUAUACACAAAGACCUAUACGGUACCAUGACCCAUACAGAGUUCAUAGAACAGCUUAUUGCAGAGCUCUGUGGUGUUUUGUCACAGAAAGCAGCUCCAAAACGGACAAAAAGUGACCAUGUACCGGUUCCAGGAGCAGAACUGACAUCAGAUGCAAGGAAUAAUGCCACCGCUGGUUGUCGGAACUGCAUGCUUUGCAAAGUACAGCUUGGUAAAAGGCAAGACACACCUUGGAAAUGCCAGGCAUGUGACAUUUACUUGUGUCUUCAGUUGAAAAGGAACUGUUCACCACCUCCCACUGACCAUUGGGCUGCAAAGAUUAUCUAUAUGUGA
Molecule: messenger RNA, 1314 nt
Organism: Megalobrama amblycephala (Wuchang bream)
Lineage: Eukaryota; Metazoa; Chordata; Actinopteri; Cypriniformes; Xenocyprididae
Product: piggyBac transposable element-derived protein 4-like
Exons: 1
Coding region: 1-1314 (437 amino acids)
Source: RefSeq, a predicted model, not a curated record